Messenger RNA from Cuscuta epithymum, 2809 nucleotides. The record is from the annotation of a GenBank genome assembly. Lineage: Eukaryota; Viridiplantae; Streptophyta; Magnoliopsida; Solanales; Convolvulaceae.
UACGUGUAAUGCCAGCAACGGAUGAAAGCUGAGAUCUUUAUGCGUUUUUUUUCUUUUUCUCAUUUUCUUUAUUGCUAGUUUUAGUUCUUGGGCGUUUUUAUUUAUUCUUCGUGCAAAUCUAGAUUUUGGGUUGCCGUUACAAUUUUUGUUUUCCUUCAUACGUUCUUCGUCUGUAUUUUUUUUUUUUUUAAUUUCAACAGAAAACUGAUAAGUUUGAGGUUUUAGUGUCGGCCUUGCAGGUAUCUUGGGAUUUUUCGGGGUUUAUGUUAUUUUACAGUUUUUGGGUAUUAUCAAGAUUUAGGCAAUUGUAUUGAUCAUUUUUUUGUGAUAUUUUUCUCUGCAAUUUAGUCCAAAAAAUGUGGAAUUAAGUGAGUGACUGUUUUCUUUGGAGUUUUAUGGUUUUUAUUGGCGUUUCCUAUGACUUUCUAGAUUUGGGACUGUACGAGCAGAUCUUGGAGAUUUUCUUGUUAAAUUUCUUUCUUAUUUUUCAGAUUCAGUGAAAUUUGACUUUCAUAUUUUCCUGUGAGGGGAAAAAAUAUGGUUCUGUGUCAUGUGCACCCAACAGAGGAGUUUUGAUGGCUAGUGCCUAAUCACCUAUUUUCACUUUAUAUUUUUGUUCAAAAGGAGAUAAAGAUCAAAGAUACAGGCUCAGUUUGUGAAUAUGAUGAUGUUUGAGGAGAUGGGGUUCUGUGGGGAUCUCGAUUUCUUCCCGACUCCAGUGAAGGCACCAGUUGCUCAGCCAAACGGAUCCUUAGAGCCGGUUGUCGAGGACGAUUACAGUGAUGAAGAGAUUGAUGUGGAUGAGCUGGAGAGGAGGAUGUGGCGCGACAAGAUGAAACUCAAGAGGCUGAAAGAGAUGAACAAGAACAACGAAGGUGGCGGUGGCGGGGGUAGUGGACACUGUGAAGAACCGCCAGUCCCAAGAACAGGCGAGGAGGAAAAAGAUGUCUCGGGCCCAGGACGGGAUCUUGAAGUACAUGCUGAAGAUGAUGGAAGUGUGUAAAGCUCAAGGAUUUGUCUAUGGGAUAAUCCCGGAGAAAGGGAAGCCAGUGAGUGGUGCCUCUGACAAUCUCCGGGAAUGGUGGAAGGAUAAGGUGAGGUUUGACCGUAACGGUCCAGCUGCUAUAGCGAAGUAUCAAGCCGAAAAUGCAAUCCCCGGUCAGACCGAGGGGAUUGAACCGGUUGGUCCGACACCUCACACGCUACAGGAGCUGCAGGACACCACACUCGGUUCGCUGUUAUCAGCUUUGAUGCAGCAUUGUGAGCCCCCACAAAGGCGGUUUCCCUUGGAGAAGGGUGUCCCACCUCCGUGGUGGCCCACGGGGAAUGAGGACUGGUGGCCUCAAUUAGGUUUGCAUAAAGAGAAUGGUCCCCCACCUUACAAGAAGCCUCAUGAUCUGAAGAAGGCUUGGAAGGUUGGUGUUCUAACUGCCGUGAUCAAACAUAUGCACCCCGACAUUGCCAAGAUCCGGAAGCUCGUCCGCCAGUCCAAGUGCUUGCAAGACAAAAUGACUGCCAAGGAAAGUGCCACUUGGCUUUCCAUUAUUAACCAAGAGGAGUCCUUGGCCCGUGAGCUCUAUCCUGACCGCUGCCCGCCCUUGUUGUCUUCACCGGGCAGUGGGGCGUUCACCUUGACCGACACUGGCGAGUACGAUGUUGUCGAUGACCAAUCGAACAUGGAGAAUUUUCAAGACCAGAAACCAAAUAAUCUCCAUGGUUUCUUAGAUUUCUCAAGAAAGAGGAAGGCGGGCAAUGACCCGCCUACCCUUAUGGAUCAAAACAUCUAUACGUGUGAUGCCCUUCUCUGUCCCCGUAGCGAGAUCCAUCUCGGGUUUCCAGAGAGAUCUGCCAGAGACAACCAUCAACUAUCUUGCCCUUUCCAUUCUGCUCAAUUCGGGGUGCCACAGUUCCAUAUUAACCAACAAGUCAAGCCUGGACCUGUUUACUCUCAACAGUUUGUUGAACCUAAAAUCCCUGAUCUUUCGGGUCUUGGUGUUCCUGAAGACGGGCAAAGGAUGAUCACCGAUCUUAUGUCAUUUUAUGACACAAACAUUCAAGCUAAAGAGCAGCAAACUAUUGAGCAAGCUGACAACAAGUUCCUCCAAAACCAAGGAGCCAAUAUGAAGGGAAUGAUGUAUGAGGACUGUAACCGUCCAGACCAGAUGGUUUCAACGGGUGAUCGGCUUAACCAUUGCGGUAAGUCUCUGAAUGCUCCACCUGUUGGUUCAUUCUUUAAUAACAGCUGCCCAAAUGAGACAUUCCCAUUCAUGUUUGGCUCUCUAUUCAAUCCACAAGCCACCGACUAUGCGGAAGCUUUACCCGGGAUUGCUCGGGAUGCCAUGUUACCGAAGAAGGAUGUCCCUAUUUGGUAUUAGCAUAUAAAGUCUGCAGCGCGCAUGUGAUUAUAUAUUAUAUUUGGAUCAAUUUAUUCAUCAUAUUGUUGUCUCUGCCAUGUUGUUGUACUGGUGAAACUUGAAAGGGCUAUGAUGCAAAAGUAUUAGUACCAUCUGUGCUCAGUACCAGUAUCGUGUCUUUUGUUAUGGCUAUAUGGAUUUGGCCGGAUGGUGCAGCCUUUGUUGUUUUAUUGAUGCAAAUUAUUAUUAGUCCAUUUUCUGGAAUGGAUGACAAAUAAUAAUGCUUUGAUAUAAAUUAAGUUUGUGCUGAGUUUUCAAAUGGUGGUAGCAUGUUUUGUUAGCAACUUAUAAUCCUUGCCUUUUUGCUAGUAUUUGGUGAUCCUGCCUUUGCGAGAUAUUUUUAGUUUCAAGAAUUUACCGUUGACAUUAAGAGCAUUGAGAUUAAGCUGCACAAU